Pseudopodoces humilis (Tibetan ground-tit) is the source of this 1046-nucleotide messenger RNA. RefSeq names its product gamma-glutamyl hydrolase (gene GGH). Gene Ontology annotation, molecular function: gamma-glutamyl-peptidase activity. Lineage: Eukaryota; Metazoa; Chordata; Aves; Passeriformes; Paridae. The record is from RefSeq and is a predicted model, not a curated record. Gene Ontology annotation, biological process: tetrahydrofolylpolyglutamate metabolic process. Gene Ontology annotation, cellular component: vacuole.
UGUGCCCGGCGGUGGCCAUGGGGCGCCUGGCAGGGCUCGCUCCCGUCACGGCCGCCGCGCUUCUCCUGGUGCUGCUGCGCUGCGGCUCCGCCGCCUCCCUGUCGCGGCGCGCCCGCCCGGAGGGGCGCAAUGACAGACCCAUCAUCGGGAUAUUGUCACAGGAAUGUCACUUUGAUGAGUACCAGCGAUUUGGAAGAUCUUAUAUUGCAGCUUCAUAUGUGAAAUUUGUGGAAUCUGCUGGUGCUCGAGCUGUGCCAAUAAGAUUAAAUCUUACAGAUGAAGAAUAUGAUAAAUUAUUCCACUCUAUUAAUGGGGUACUUCUUCCAGGAGGUGGUGUGGAUCUUAGGACUUCAGAGUAUUCAAGAGUUGCUAAGAUAUUUUACCACAAGGCCUUGGAGGCUAAUGAUAAAGGAGAUUAUUUCCCAAUAUGGGGAACGUGUCUUGGACACGAAGAGCUUACGUAUCUCACAAGUGGUGAAAUUUUGCUUGUUCGUACCAAAACAAAUGGAUUUUCACUCCCUCUGAACUUUACCUCAGCUGCAAAAGACAGUAAAAUGUUCAGGAAUUUCCCGGAUGACUUACUACGCUCACUUGCUACUGAGCCAUUGACAUCAAACUUCCAUGUAUGGAGCCUCUCCAUGGAGAAUUUCACCAAUAAUGAAAAGCUUCGUAAUUUCUAUAAUGUUCUGACCACUAACACUGAUGAUGAAGUGGAGUUUAUAUCUACCAUGGAAGCAUACAAAUACCCAAUUUAUGGCAUGCAAUGGCAUCCAGAGAAAAAUCCUUUUGAGUGGAAGGAUUCUCCAGGCAUUCCACAUUCACCAUCUGCUGUAAGAGCAGCAUAUUAUAUGGCUGAUUUCUUCGUUAAUGAAGCCAGGAAGAGCAUGCACCAUUUCUCCAGUGAAGACGAGGAAACAAAAGAAUUGAUCUACAAUUAUAAUCCAGUUUAUACAGGAACAUUUUCUGCAUUUCAGCAAACCUAUUUUUUUGAUUGAGUAUCUUGUCAAAGAUGCUGUGAUGUUACUAAUAAAUGGAAUUAUUUGCCA